CGAAGCCGCUUGCAUCGUGAGCCUUCUCGCCGUCUGCUAGGGUUUACGCUCAGACCUCAUCUUCUUCUUCUUCUCCGAGAUUUUCUGCAAAUAAUCAUGGUUCUGCAAAACGAUAUCGAUCUGCUCAACCCUCCGGCUGAGCUUGAGAAGAGGAAGCACAAGCUCAAGCGUCUCGUCCAGUCCCCUAACUCCUUCUUCAUGGACGUGAAGUGCCAGGGAUGCUUCAACAUAACCACUGUGUUUAGCCACUCUCAGACAGUUGUGGUGUGCGGAAACUGCCAGACAGUGUUGUGCCAACCCACCGGCGGUAAAGCUAGGCUCACUGAGGGCUGUUCUUUCAGGAGAAAGGGAGAUUGAGGUUACAGCCCCAUGAAAAGGUGCUCAUCUUAGAUUAUGGAAGGAAGCAUAUGUUUU
This is a messenger RNA of Tarenaya hassleriana, 414 nucleotides long. RefSeq names its product 40S ribosomal protein S27-2. The transcript is spliced from 4 exons. Gene Ontology annotation, molecular function: RNA binding; structural constituent of ribosome. Gene Ontology annotation, cellular component: ribosome; cytosolic small ribosomal subunit. The coding region runs from base 97 to 357 and encodes 86 amino acids. Gene Ontology annotation, biological process: translation; ribosomal small subunit assembly. NCBI's taxonomy places the organism in Eukaryota, Viridiplantae, Streptophyta, Magnoliopsida, Brassicales, Cleomaceae. The record is from RefSeq and is a predicted model, not a curated record.